UUUCGGAGGUGUUACUUUGGAACUACAUAUCCCAUGAGCCAUUGAGGUGUCAGUUGACACUUCAGAUAGAUUCACAUGACUAGCAAACCAACAAAUCCCUGGCGAAUAAAAAAAUCCGGCUGAGCAAAGUAUAAACAGUAACUUCCAUUCCAGAAAGUGGCAUUUAUCCAGAGGACUGAUUGACGAUCACAAGCAAAGGUUAGCUUGUUAUCUUAACCAUGGCUCCUGGAGAUGACAGAAAGGUGACAGGUCUGGUUGCUGCCACAUUCACUCCUUUGACCGCUCAAGGUCAAUGGCACGACCGGAGAGAGCAUGUCUCUCUCUGUUGCAGAGAGGAAGGACCUGGCAGAGGAGUGGUGCCUGAGAGCAAAGGGAAGAAUGGACAACGUGAUUAUACAUGUCGGAUGCAUGAGCCUCAAAGACUCCCAGGAUCUGGCUCGUCAUGCAGCAGAGAUUGGAGCUGACGGGAUAGCGGUCAUUUCUCCCUCCUUCUUUAAGCCCAGAACUGCAGAAGCAUUGAGGAGAUUUCUGCAGGAAGUUGCUUCAGCUGCUCCAACUCUGCCCUUCUACUAUUACCAAAUCCCAUCACUUACGGGGGUGAAUGUUCCAGUGAGAGAUGUGAUAGAAGACAUUGAGAAUCUCAUUCCCUCCUUCAGAGGAGUAAAGUUCAGUGGGAGCGACCUGUUGGACUUUGGUCAGUGUGUCAGUUACAGCCAGCCGCACUGGUCACUCCUGUACGGUGUGGAUGAGCAAUUGCUAGCUGGUCUGGCAAUGGGAGCUAAUGGAGGUGUUGGCAGUACAUAUAACUAUGUGGGAUGCUACUUCAACCAGAUGAUUUCAGCCUUUGAGACUAAAGAUCUAGUCAAAGCCCGAACCAUUCAGUUCAAAAUCCAAGAACUUGUGAGUUACGCCAUAAAACGUGGUUUCGAUACUGGAGUAAACAAGCAGCUGAUGGCCGAGGUGUCAGGUUUGCAUCUUGGACCGCCUCGACUCCCUUUGAUGCCAUGCUGUCCUGAUCUCGCUCAGCUGAUCGUACAGAAAUACCGCAGCAUUUUUGUCUAGCGUCUGGCGUGUCUCAGCUUGUUCAGUUUCAACGAGAAUUCAUCUUUUACCAUGUUCCUGUAAACGAACAACUGUUGAUUAUGCUCACAGUACUGCAACAAUGAGGCCAGUUUCCAUUUUUCACACAUAACACCUAACCAGCUGUUUGGUAUCAGAUUCUACUAUUACCAAAUCCCAUCACUUACGGGGGUGAAUGGUGAGUGCACAUGUAUUUUUGGAAAAAUGUAAAAUGUUACAAUUUUUUUAGGUAAAUUAGUUUCUAUUCUGUUCUCUAAUAUUGGACCAUUUCUAGAAAGUAGUGAUUCUUUUAACUGCUUAAAUGAGUGAUCAAACUGACUUUCUGGGAAGUUUCUUUUUUUUUUUUUUUAAUUCUCAUUCUUAUUAUGAAAACAGGUUUAAUUUCAGCCACAUUUUGCUCCAUUAGAAACAGGUCAACAUUUUUAUUUUUUCUGUUUUAAUGCAAUAUCUUUACAUUGAAAGAGUCGACUGACGUGAACCAUGAAAGUGAGGGCAAUGUAUGAAAUUUGGUCAUACUUUUAUGUAAAACAACAUUCCUACCAAACAUCAAGGAGAUCAUAACAUGUUGAUUUUUACUGUUGAUUGGUGAAUUUGUGUUUAUUGAGAAAUAAAAGGGAAAUUAACUGAAUGAUAUGUGUUUUAAAGUUUUUGAAAAAAAUUUCUAAUAAAUAUUUUUUUGUGA
Poeciliopsis prolifica (blackstripe livebearer) is the source of this 1762-nucleotide messenger RNA. It is a transcript of the gene npl, whose product is annotated as N-acetylneuraminate pyruvate lyase (dihydrodipicolinate synthase). The transcript has 11 exons. The record is from RefSeq and is a predicted model, not a curated record. Lineage: Eukaryota; Metazoa; Chordata; Actinopteri; Cyprinodontiformes; Poeciliidae. Gene Ontology annotation, biological process: N-acetylneuraminate catabolic process. Gene Ontology annotation, molecular function: N-acetylneuraminate lyase activity; 4-hydroxy-tetrahydrodipicolinate synthase activity. Bases 313 to 1062 code for a protein of 249 amino acids.